UCGGUUUUUUUUUUCUGCUGUGGUUUCUGAAAUAGCAGUGAAAGUAGGCUGGUGAAAACGGAAUGCGCUUGCUGGAAGAGGAGGAGUAUUACUGUGUAAUUAAAUAAAAAAAACCUGAGACUGAUUUGUUGGGAUCGAGCAGCCAGGAGGGUGUUACCGGUCGAUAUUAUAUCAAGUUAGAAAAGCAAACACGGGAUCAGAAAUUUGGCGCCUUCAACUUUUUAUAAUACACUUUUCGAACGACCCCCCCUCCCGGUCUGAGACUUGCUUCAUCUUAGAUUCCGGUCGCAGUAUUUUUCGCCUUCCUCCCUCAGUUUGAGGAGCUGCAGAGUCGCUGUGGAUGCAGCCGGACUUAAUGACGUUAUUUUCGAUUAAAAUUAGACGUAUAGCUGCCUGCAGAGUUUAAUGCUAAGGGUUGGAUCUGCGAAGUUGUUUGACACCCUUGGAUAAGCCUUGCUUUUAAUGCGACCAGAUCUGCAUAUCCGCGCUCGCCGCAUGGACGAGGAAGAAUGAAUCGAUAAAAUCAAUCCACCUGAUACUCGCAGGGACUUUCGCGGCGGAGUGAAGUAACUUUUUUUGUUAAACAGGGUCAUGAUGUAUUCUCCAAUUUGUCUAACACAGGAUGAGUUUCAUCCGUUCAUCGAGGCACUUCUCCCACACGUCCGCGCGAUCGCCUACACCUGGUUCAACCUGCAGGCGCGGAAGCGCAAGUACUUCAAGAAGCACGAGAAGCGGAUGUCCAAGGACGAGGAGCGGGCGGUCAAGGACGAGCUGCUGAGCGAGAAGCCCGAGAUCAAGCAGAAGUGGGCGUCCCGGCUGCUGGCCAAGCUCCGCAAGGACAUCCGGCAGGAGUACCGCGAGGACUUCGUGCUCAGCGUCACGGGCAAGAAGCACCCGUGCUGCGUGCUCUCCAACCCCGACCAGAAGGGCAAGAUCCGCAGGAUCGACUGCCUGAGGCAGGCCGACAAAGUGUGGCGCCUGGACCUGGUGAUGGUCAUCCUCUUUAAGGGGAUCCCUUUGGAAAGUACGGACGGCGAGCGGCUCGUCAAGUCCCCGCACUGCACAAAUCCAGCACUUUGUGUCCAGCCGCACCACAUAACAGUAUCGGUCAAGGAGCUGGACUUGUUUCUAGCGUACUAUGUCCAGGACCCAGACUCCCAGCAGUCAGGAAGUCCAAGUAACAAUGAGCCUGGCAAGAACCCUCCAGGUUACCUGGAGGACAGCUUCAUCAAAUCAGGAGUCUUCAGUGUUUCAGAGCUGGUGCGAGUGUCCAGAACGGCCAUCACCCAGGGAGCAGGGAACCUGUCCAUUGUGGACAUGCAGAGUCAGCCUUACUACCAUGACUUGAACUCCGCGCUUCCUCGCUCCCUCUCCUCCCCACAUGGCAGCAAGCGGCCCAAGACCAUCUCCAUGGAGGACAGCAUGGAGACCAGCCCGUCGGGGGACUUCUACUCCUCCCCCAGCUCCCCGGCCAGCGGCAGCAGGACCUGGCACGAGCGAGAGCAAACAGACAUGUCGUCUCCCACGAUGAAGAAGCCAGAGAAGCCAUUGUUCAGCCCAACCUCCCCGCAGGACUCCUCCCCCAGACUGAGCACUUUCCCCCAGCACCACCACCCAGGGCUCACGGGGGUCGGACACAGCGUGAUUUCCACCAGGAGCCCGCCCCCGCACUCUCCACUGCAGUUCUCUGCACCGGCCAUCCUGCCCCCCGCCCCAUCGCCCUACUUCUCCCACCCCACCAUCCGCUACCCGCCCCACCUCAACCCGCCAGACACCCUGAAGAACUACGUACCGCCGUAUGACCCGUCCAGUCCGCAGAGCAGCCAGCCCAACAGCAGCGGGCAGGUGGUGGGGAAGGUGCCGGGGCACUUCACCCCGGUGCUCGCCCCCUCCCCUCACCACGGCGCCGUGCGACCCGUGUCCCUCUCCAUGCCGGACACCAAGCCCAUCACCACAUCCACAGAAGCUUACUCGGCUCCCGGCACACCCACAGCAAACCGCUUCGUGGGCCUGAGUUCCCGGGACCCGGGCUUCCUCCACCAGCAGCAGCUGAGGAUGUGUGACUGGACCAUGAAUCAAAACGGCAGGCAUUAUUACCCAGGUGGCAGUGAGGACACUUUGGGGAUUACUUGGCAAAGUCCUGGUACCUGGGCGAGCUUAGUUCCAUUCCAAAUGUCGAACGGGACUCCGAUUCUUCCAGCAAAUGCCCAGAACUACAGCAUAAACAUCAUUGGUGAACCCUUCCUUCAAGCAGAAACAAGUAACUGAAUUCAGACUGGGGAAGGAAGCGCUAGAAAAAAACUGACAGGACAAAGGACAACCCAGCAAAAGCAGCACUUAAACAAUCUCCUUUGUCCCCUUUCCGAGGGAUACCGGCCAAGAACAUGAGGUGAAGCAGCCUGACUGUGCGGUAUUGCUCACACCAGACAGUCUUUGUGUGGAGAGGUCCCCCCAGUCGAAUACUGUGAUUUACCCAAUGCGACUUUUGAUGCCUUAAUGUUUGCAUGACACGCUUUUCUGUUAGUACGUUUUCUUGAUCUUUUGGGAGCUCUUGUCAUAGUUUUAAAAGACAGGUUAGAUCGUUUUGAAGACACAAAGACUGGCUGACUGAUUGCAGGCUGCAGGGGGUCUACUCAAAGGAAAUUUGACUUCACUAUCAGAGGCCGAAGAGUCUCGUCAUUCACUACAUUCACAUAGGAGAAAUGUGAGAAAUCAAAUUUAUUUCUUAGAUCCACCACGGUUAAGUUGUUUGUUUGUUUCUUUUUUGUUUUUUAAACUAAAAGCUGUAAUCCUGUUGAUCCAGUGCUGAUAUUUAGCUAAGGUAAGGUGAAGGUGAGCAUGUACACUAAGAGUUAUGAACUCAAAAUCUAACAAACAAAAGAAAAGUAAAAAAGCCUAUAUUAUUAGGUUAAGAAAUUUGCCCCUUUUAGUGCAGAAUGCGUUCGAUGUUUCCUUUUAAAAAAGGAGAAAGGAAACAAAAAAGAAUCUCUUAAGAGGCAAGUGCAAUUUAAAUGAUAUUACUGAAGGGAAGCUAUUGCAGUCUUUCACCCCUGAGACACUAAAUUGAGGGGGAUUAAAUGUU
Molecule: messenger RNA, 3082 nt
Organism: Megalops cyprinoides (Indo-Pacific tarpon)
Lineage: Eukaryota; Metazoa; Chordata; Actinopteri; Elopiformes; Megalopidae
Product: nuclear factor 1 B-type-like
Exons: 12
Coding region: 592-2268 (558 amino acids)
Biological process (GO): regulation of transcription by RNA polymerase II
Cellular component (GO): nucleus
Molecular function (GO): RNA polymerase II cis-regulatory region sequence-specific DNA binding; DNA-binding transcription factor activity, RNA polymerase II-specific
Source: RefSeq, a predicted model, not a curated record